Messenger RNA from Protopterus annectens (West African lungfish), 2060 nucleotides. RefSeq names its product uromodulin-like. NCBI's taxonomy places the organism in Eukaryota, Metazoa, Chordata, Ceratodontiformes, Protopteridae. The record is from RefSeq and is a predicted model, not a curated record. Gene Ontology annotation, cellular component: cell surface; apical plasma membrane. Gene Ontology annotation, biological process: neutrophil migration.
CUUUGCAAGCUUAAGAAGUAACAAAAAGUGACACUUCAUCUGUAUCAGAAUGCUUCUACUAGUGCUACUGUUUGGUGCCUCUUAUAUUACAGCAGGUUUUUCAGACUCCUUUUGCUUUGUUGGAGUAGACAAUGCCACUGACUGUGGACAAUGUAAUCCCAAUGCUACCUGUUAUAGGGGGCAUACAGCGAACUGUACAUGUAAUCCAGGCUAUUUUGGGAAUGGAUUGAUUUGCAAAACUGCGAUAGAAUGUGAAAAGAUUAACUGCUGUCCUCAAGGGUUUCAGUGGAACUCUACCACUCAGUGCUGUGACCAGAAAUUUUGUUCGCCUGUAUGCUCGAAUGAUGAACUAUGCAAUGAUGCCGUGAGGAAUACUACCGGGUGUGUGUGCAAUCCACUCACAUAUGCAAGUUAUGGGGAUGCAGACAUUGUCCCAGUACUUUCUUGUCAGCCAGCAGUAUCUAGUAUUGCUGUAUCCAAAUGUUUAUUGGACAAGUUAAAACUUGACUCAUCAUCUGUGCAUCUAAAUGAUCCAGCAUGCAUAGGAUCUUCAUUAAUAAUUGGCGAUCAAAGGAUGACAUCCAUUAAGUUUAAUCAAAACUUAUUGCAGUGUGGGACAACAAUAAAGAGUAAUCAGACACAUGCCAUUUUCUCAAAUACACUCAUUUUGGAGCCUUUAUCCAAUGGAAUUAUUAUUAUAAACGGUAAUGGGAAGAAAAUUCCAUUUUCUUGUGCCUACCCAAUAAACAUGGAGCUAAGUCUAAUAUCUGCCAUAAAUGGCGCUAUAAGCUACGGAAACCUUCCAUCUGUUGAUGGCGCUGGAUCCUACCCAACACUAAUGUCUGUUUUCAAAGAUAAUGACUACCUCAGUCCCUAUUCAAGCGGCCCUAUAAACCUGCUUCUGAAUUCUCCACUCUACGUCGGGGCAGUUGUACAAAAUAUUGAAAACAAAAGCUUGGUCUUAGUGGUGGACAACUGUUAUGCUACUCCUACCAAUAACUCCUCUGAUCCAACUAAAUUUACUCUGAUCGAUAAAGGGUGUCCUGCAACCACAUAUGUAAACGUCACAAUAUUAAUAAAUGGAGAGGGAUCUGAAGUACGUUUGGUUAUAGGUGUGUUCAAAUUUGUCAAUCAAAGCCAGUUUUAUCUAACCUGCAAAAUGCAUCUGUGUGACGCCACUACUAACUGUAAACCUUCAUGUCCUGCUCGCUCUAAAGCAUUAGAUGAAGGUCACUCUGUAGUUGGCACUGUUGGACCCAUUGUAGUUUCUGAUCCUUCAUCAUCAUCUGAUUCAAAAGAUCCUUCAUCAUCUGCUUCAAAAGAUUUCCCAUUGAUGCCAACCAUCUGCUCAGCUCUGAUGCUUCUGCUUUUGAACAGAAUUGGAGAUUAACAACUCAGUACAUGACCUUGGAUGUGAAACUGCCACUCGCCUCCUCAGUGUAUCACCAUUUUCUUUCUGAUUAACGUUACAGAGACUUGCAAUAAAUCCUAGGGUAUAAAUAUGUAUCAUUAUGCAAAGUAUAUGCUAUUGAAGCUGUGCAAUGACCAGUAGAAGACAUUUGUUUGCAAAACAUGCAUGACCUUGAACUUAAAAAAAAAAUCAUACUUAAACAUAUGUUGUAUUUAGGCUCUACUCUUCAAAUAUAUGUUUCACUGCUGUUGUUUUAUAACUCCUUUCUGGAAUAUUUUUUAUUUAUUUUUAAAACAUAAAACCAUUACCUUUUAACAAUAUUUUAAAAGACCGUAUUCUGGCUAUUGCAAAGCCACUCAUUUUACCCAGUCCAAAAAAUUGUUUUUUUUGCUUGUGAAUUGCAUGUUGAUUGCUGUGAAUGCAUCUUGUCACUUUAUUGCCUUGUUCACCCUGAUUUAUUUUACAAUAUUGCAGUAAAUUCCAUACUGGAAAUAUUAAUGAUUACCCAAUAUAUUUUGUUAUAACAAAUAAGGAGUCACAAUUAAGACAUACAAUAUGUUAAGGAUAAACAAUUAAAUGGGCCCUCAAACUACUAGUAAAUGACUGUAAUUAUCACCUAAGAGUUUAAUAAAUCUUUGCUUGCAGCAAA